UGCGGCUGCGGCCCCUCCUGCUGCCCGGCCCCGUGCUGCCCACCUGCCUCCUGCCUCACCCUCAUGUGCCGGCCGGUCUGCUGCAUGCCCGCCUCCUGCCAGCCGUGCCAGGCUGUCUGUGCCCCUUCCUGCUGCCAGUCCACUGGCUGCGGGUCUUCCUGCUGCCAAGCCUGUCCCUGUGCCCCGGGCCAGUCCUGCUGCUGUUUGCCCGUGUGUUGCAAGCCCAGCUGCAUUGCUCUGUCUCUGUGCUGCCAGCCCAGCUGCUGUGGCCCCUCCUGCUGCCAACCUGCCUGUUGUGUGCCCCUCACCUGCCAGCCAGUAUGUACCCCAGCCACCUGCUGUGUGCCUCUCUCCUGUAAACCUACCUGCUGCACUACCUCCUCCUCUUGCUGUUGUGGCCCCUCUUGCUGUCCAGCCCCCUCCUGCUGCCGCCCCACCUCCUCUGUGUCCCUCAUCUGCAGGCCCACCUGCUGCAGACCCUCCUGUUGCUCCACCUCCUGUGGACAGAAAUCUUGCUGUUGA
Gracilinanus agilis (Agile Gracile Mouse Opossum) is the source of this 522-nucleotide messenger RNA. RefSeq names its product keratin-associated protein 10-9-like. The annotation marks the transcript as partial. Gene Ontology annotation, cellular component: keratin filament. The transcript has a single exon. The record is from RefSeq and is a predicted model, not a curated record. Lineage: Eukaryota; Metazoa; Chordata; Mammalia; Didelphimorphia; Didelphidae.